AUGUCUACGCUAAAUCUUUCCUCAAAUGGGCCAUCGAUCUCGAAAAGCUACCAAUCUGUAGUAGAUGCCACUCUUCCAACCGGAGCUGCUGCAAAGUCAACCACAUACGGGAUAUGGGCGGUCUUCUCUGUCUCAGCGCCUCUUGCGAACGCAUUUCAGCAAGAUUCGGCAGGAAAAGAGAGUGUACUCAAGGUCCAAAGUACAGGAGAGGGCGAACUCGUCGAUCUAGUAGAUGAGUUCUCCGACGGUAGAAUACAGUUUGCGUUCGUAAAAAUCAAAGACCCAAACACUACUCUACCUAAAUCGGUUCUCAUUGCUUGGUGUGGUGAGGGCGUUCCAGAACGCACCAAGGGCUACUUUACAAACCACCUAACGGCCGUUUCGAAGACACUACAUGGUUAUCACGUUCAAAUUACUGCCCGGUCUGAUCGGGAUCUUACGCCAGAGUCGAUUGUGCAGAAGGUCUCUGAUGCGUCGGGUUCAAAAUACUCAGGAGCUACUUCUACCCCGGCCCCGCCUCCUGCACCGAUUGCUUCGAAGCCAGUCUUUACACCCACACAGAGUAGUGCAGGCGGAAAUGGUUUCAACCCUCUAGCUUCAAGAUCUCGCUCGGGGGGUACAAGGGAUCAAAAUGUAGAUGAAGACGGCUGGGGCGCGGAUGCUCCGCCAGUUACGCGUAGACAGUUGGAAAAAGUUCAACCUUCAUACCAACCCACAAAAAUGAACAUACAGGACCUGCAGUCACAACAUCAAUCAUCCCGUGGCAAUGACGCGCCUAUCGCCCGAGCGUCAGAAGAUUCAAGUGUCGUCAAAGGAGCUUAUCAGCCUAUUGGGAAAGUGGACAUCUCAGAAAUUAGGAGGCAAGCCCAGCGUAGCACUCAGGAUGACCGACCCAUAGCAGUCAAAGGUUCGUACGAACCUGUAGGUAAGGUCGACAUUGCUGCAAUAAGAGCUCGUGCUCAGCCAUCUACCGCCGAUGCACCCUCACCACCUCGAAGUUCAGAGCCACGGCAGUCACUUCCUGAUCGGACUGCACCAUUUAAUACUUCCGAACGGCUGACUUCUUUACCCAAACCCAAGGUUGGCGGCCAGUUCGGUUCAAGUACUUCUUCAUUCACUGGUACCAAAGCCCCAACGCCUGGCGUUUUCGGUCUCGAGUCAAAAUCAACAGGUCCGACUCCACCUGUGGGGGUUGGCAAAAACUUUGCAGAUCAAGGUGGUAAAACGCCAGCUCAGCUUUGGGCGGAAAAGAAGGCUAGAGAGCGAGGCCUCAGCGGCGCUGGAGAGAAUCCACCACCCGCUGGCCUCAGUCAAGCCCCUGUUGUGGGUCAAAACUCUGGCGGCGGUGAAUGGAAAAGCGGGUAUACUGGCAAAAAAUGGGGCGCUGUCCACACCUCUAAAAGUGGCGAGUCAGCCGGAAGCAUGGGCGAGCAGCGCACCGGCUCGCAGGCUGAUGAAGAAGACACCUCUACAACAUCUCCUGUUGGAGGCGUCAGCGCCAUGCGAGACAAAUUUAAAAACGCGGCUCCUAUCGGUGCUGCUAAUGUCGGUACAGGCAUUGCCGCGACUCCUCCUGCUCUAGACGUCUCAAGCAAACCAAAUGCAGGACGUGGUAUACCAAUCCCAGGUAUGCCUUCAAGGAGUGAAGCUCAAGGGCCAGAAGAGCCAGCUCGAUUACCGUCCCCGCCUCCACAGCCACCCAGAUCGCCUACACCCCCUACCCCGCCCCCAGUCUCUGGCUCCCCAAUCCGUAUCGCCAUGCCAGUUGGCCGAGGUCACAAUGACCAAGAAGUAAUAGAUGCUCGCGAUGAACAGCUUUCACCUCCCCCGCAAUGCCAGCCAGUACCGCAUGAGGAUGAUCUCCUAGACGAGCCACAAGGCCAUGAUGUAGCGCGUGGUGCUGGCGUGGCUGCAGCUGCUGCAUCAUUCGGAGAAGAAGCUGUAGAAUCAGCUCAGCCAGGAGCCGAACAAAGUGGAAAGCGAGCUCUGGUCCAGUAUGACUACGAGAAAGCCGAGGAAAACGAGCUUGAGUUGAAAGAAGGUGAGCAUGUGACAAAUAUUGAGAUGGUCGACGAAAAUUGGUGGAUGGGACAAAACCCACGCGGGGAGUCUGGCCUUUUCCCAAGUAAUUACGUUGAACUUAUUGAAGAUGACUCGAAAGUCGCUCCACCCGCGCAGCAGCAUGAAGUUGAACGGGUCGCUGAAACUUCAGCAACCUCACAAGGAGCCACCGCUACUGCGUUAUACGAUUACGAAGCUGCGGAGGAGAACGAGUUGACGUUCCCGGAGAAUGCUAAAAUUACCGGCAUAGAAUUCCCAGACGACGACUGGUGGUCAGGUGAAUAUGCUGGAAAAGCUGGGCUUUUCCCGGCAAAUUAUGUACAAUUAGAUGAGUAA
Molecule: messenger RNA, 2397 nt
Organism: Bacidia gigantensis
Lineage: Eukaryota; Fungi; Ascomycota; Lecanoromycetes; Lecanorales; Ramalinaceae
Exons: 5
Coding region: 1-2397 (798 amino acids)
Biological process (GO): regulation of actin filament polymerization
Cellular component (GO): site of polarized growth; cortical actin cytoskeleton; plasma membrane
Molecular function (GO): actin filament binding
Source: RefSeq, a predicted model, not a curated record